Molecule: messenger RNA, 1381 nt
Organism: Cynara cardunculus var. scolymus (artichoke)
Lineage: Eukaryota; Viridiplantae; Streptophyta; Magnoliopsida; Asterales; Asteraceae
Product: GLABRA2 expression modulator-like
Exons: 4
Coding region: 148-1083 (311 amino acids)
Source: RefSeq, a predicted model, not a curated record
UCAUGAUCCAAACAGAAGGAGAAGAGACUCGAUUUGAUUCGCAUCCCGCGUUGGGCGCCGAUUUUUGACGCGCCACCACACGCGCCACCGGAUUCCCCCAAAAUUUAGAACCAAAAUACUACUACACCAAUUGAAAAGGCUGUCGAGAUGAUGGAAUCGCCCAACGGUUCUACAGCAGAGAGCUUGACCAAGAAAUCGGAUGUGUCGGAUCGCGAUCACUUACAGAUUUCUGUGAAGCUGGGUCAAGAUCCGGAACUGAACCCGAAAGAGGAUCCCGCUUCUCGUCAAAGGGACAAUGCUGAGAUAACUGAUGAAUAUUCUUCGUCAACAACAAUACCGGUAGCUUCAUCGCCCUCGACGACGGCCAACCGAUCGAAGAAGUCAGUUCGGUGGAGUCAGGAUUUGGUGGAAGAGCGAACUUUGCCACCGUUAGAGAACGGUGAUGAUGAUUACGAAUCAUCGAAUCCGUAUGUGAAUCGUACUCGGGAAUCGUCGAAUUCUCCCGCAUUCAACAUCAACAAUUCCAUGGUUAAUAUUAAAGAUGCAUUUGGUAGAUGGAGAAAGAAGGUUGGAGAAGCUACAAAAAAAGCAGAAGACCUUGCCGGAAACACUUGGCAACAUUUGAAAACGGCUCCUAGUCUCACAGAUGCUGCCUUGGGAAGAAUUGCCCAGGGAACUAAAGUUCUAGCAGAAGGAGGUUAUGAGAAGAUUUUCCGACAGACAUUUGAUACAGUCCCUGAAGAGCUACUUCAAAAUUCAUAUGCCUGUUACUUGUCAACUUCAGCUGGCCCUGUGAUGGGGGUUUUAUACGUUUCUACGGCCAAGCUUGCAUUCUGUAGUGACAAUCCACUGUCAUAUAAAGCUAAUGACAAGACCGAGUGGAGCUAUUAUAAGGUGAUCAUCCCAUUACAGCAGCUGAAAGCAGUUAACCCUUCUUGUAGCAGAGGCAAUUCUGGUGAGAAAUAUAUUCAAGUGAUAUCCAUCGACAGCCAUGAGUUUUGGUACAUGGGUUUUCUCAACUACGAUGGUGCCGUCAGAUGUCUACAAGAUGCCCUACAAGCGCGCAUUUCACGUUCGGUGUGAUCACAAAUGCUUCUUUUUUUCUUUCUUUCUGGGAAAGAGUACUGAGGAUGGGAUGGCAAUUGUUGUAAAAGAAGACUCAUUUAUGAAGGUGUAGAAAUGGUGGUGGACUUGAUUGCUUUUCUAUACAUACACAUUUGAGUCCAAUGGCUUUGUAAUUUAUUUUCAUUUCCUUGGCUGAGUUAAUAAUUUCUAGUAUAAUUUGACAUCCAAGUUUUGGCUUUUUUUGACUUUAGGUUUCGGGUUUUUAUUUGUGUUUGACAAGUGUUUACUUUUCUAAUAGUGAAGUGCAUUAAAAUAC